AUGACGUCAUCGGAUUCAGAAGCAGAAGACGAUGUGUACUCGUUGUGUGUGCGUGACUCACCAUUUUGCAUUGACAUAGCUCUGCCGGAGGACCGGACUUCACUUCGUCAUAUAUCAGGAUUUGACAACACUGGCAAUGUGCGCAUAUGGCCUGGAGGUGAGGCUCUCGCCUAUUACUUGUCGAUCCGACCACCACUAGUGUCGGGGAAAUUGGUGCUGGAACUAGGAGCAGGGCUUGUUGGACUUCCGGGUUUUAUUGCUGCCAUAUAUGCAACACGGGUCAGAAUUACGGAUGGCAAUGAGCAUUCCGUAGCGUCAUUGAGGGAUAUAGCGAAACGAAACCCUCUUCCAAAUGUGGAAAUCGAGCAGUUGAGGUGGGGAGUUGGAACUGAGGAGAGAAAGUUUGACUUAAUUCUAGCCGCAGAUUGUGUAUUUUUUUCAGAAUAUUACGGAGAUUUGGAACUUCAAAAAUCUAUACAGGUUUCCGUACUGAAAUCUGCAGAUGACGUCUGUGAAGAAAUUAGGACACAAGGAGGAAGAGUACAGUUUGAUCCGGAAGUUGUUGCUCACGUGAGCGCGUUGGUCUGGGAUACAGUCAGCGAUGAAUGGACCUCCGAUCUGCUAGCAUUUUCCAGACAUGGUGGGCGUGAGACAGUGACUGUUUCCGAUGCAGCUUUAAUUCUGAGGAGAAAUCGGCGUUUGCUUGAGGCGUUGUCAGCGACAGCCGACAUCGACAUUGGUGAAUACGAACGUCCGCUUACGAAACGACAACGCGUUAACAAAGAAUCCAAGAUAAAGCGUGGCAACAGAUGUGAGGCCGGUGAUGGGGGACAAUUGUCAGAAGUAAGAUCGAAGCCUGUUCUGUCAUCUAGGGCUAUUGGUGCCAAAUGCGAACCAGAAAACGAAGAAGAGCUCGCGCUCAGAAACAUCGAUGAAGGGAAAGCUGAAGGCGAUAUUAUUGUUGAGGAAGCUCCUAUCGCGAAACCAUCAACGUCGAAUCAUAAGCCCGCCGAUACAGAAGAUGAUCGAAAGCAUUUCGACGAAGUCACCCUUUUUGUCAAUGGCCACGAUGACGGUGUAAGGGCUAGCGCUCAAGUCACUACUUCUGGAGAGGGUGCUGCUGGUCGUGAGAAUGUCUGCGAAGCGUCUUCCUAUAUGGGAGUUUGUAGCCCGAAAGCCUCUACUACAAAAUCACCUAGCCCGGACCUUUUCAGUACACCUUUGAAACGUGGCCUUGAUGAAGGGAGCGCGUCAGUCGAUCAUCUCGAUAUAUGUGCGCCAACGGAUCCGGUCAGCUCUUGUCAAGCGCUAAAGCCUGAAUGUAACCGAGAGUCUGUCAAAAAUAUUGAAGCAAGAAGCAGGAAGGUCGAGGAGGGAUGGUCAGCAAAAUUCUCUGAGUUCUCCUUCUUUGACAAUGUGACCAAGGAUGCUCCAAUGUCAACAUGUGUAAAAGGUGGGGUCAUUGAAAGCACCACAUUCUUGGAGGCACCACGAAAGCCUUCACAACGACCACCUCGUGAGUUGACAAGCGAUAGGCGAAGUCCCAUUGUUUCAACAACACCGAAACAGAAUUCUUCAACUACCUCUCGGUUGAGAUGCGCUCGAACACCUGGCAGCAGUGGCAGUGGUGCGUCAAAGACUCCACAAGAAAGGCCUAAACUGCCCCCACCAGUAUCAAUACACAACACUGAUUCUGAUGAUGACUUCUUCGAUCUCUAG
Messenger RNA from Cooperia oncophora, 1719 nucleotides. The record is from the annotation of a GenBank genome assembly. NCBI's taxonomy places the organism in Eukaryota, Metazoa, Nematoda, Chromadorea, Rhabditida, Trichostrongylidae.